This is a messenger RNA of Ostrinia nubilalis (European corn borer), 3492 nucleotides long. RefSeq lists its product as uncharacterized. Bases 225 to 3365 code for a protein of 1046 amino acids. The transcript is spliced from 6 exons. The record is from RefSeq and is a predicted model, not a curated record. Lineage: Eukaryota; Metazoa; Arthropoda; Insecta; Lepidoptera; Crambidae. Gene Ontology annotation, cellular component: extracellular matrix. Gene Ontology annotation, biological process: extracellular matrix organization; cell adhesion. Gene Ontology annotation, molecular function: cell adhesion molecule binding.
CGAACAGUCUGUCGCUGCGUGCGCGAGACGCGAAAAAAAAAAACUGUCACCGCAUUCCCGCCAAAAUUUGACAGUUCUGAAAUUUUAAUUUUUUCUUUUUAUCAAAUUAGUGAGGUGCCAGUGACCUGGAUUGUUGUGGUAUCGUGUGCGUACCGGCUGGUGGUGGAUUUGGACAGUGGUGUGUUGUGAUGAUACUCAGCCGCUCUAGUUGUUGAGAGUGCAGCAUGAGGGGCAUCGUUCAGUUGUUGCUUUUGGCGCAUGCGGUCUGCGCCAUCACCGGACCGAGGAUAGAAAAUGACUACGACAGAAGACGGCAAGUGUCGCUCGGACACCCAGGCUUCAAUGAGCACCAGACGAGAUUCGGGAUAAACUCGCCUCUCCAGAACUUCCAGCAGUCUGGGAUCCUCAGCAGCCCCACGCCCACCCCUAUUCAAUUCCAGCAGCCCCAGUUCCAACAGCAACAGCAACCAGCUUUUGUGCAGCAACCUAACCCUCAACUCUUCAACAACAUCAUCCCCAGCCAGAGUUUACCCACCAUCGGUGUCCAAAACAACCUCCCACUCCCCAACAACAAUGCUUUCCAAUUCACGCAAGCACCGAGCGUAUCACAGCCAAUUCUACAAAACAACUUCCAGCAAAACUUAAGACCCCUCCCCCAAGCUCAGAAUAUACUCCCACAGCCGACGCUGCCCACAUUCCAAAGUAAUCCUUUACCUUUGCCACAAAAUGCACCAAACUUCAAUCAAAACCCCAAUCUCCACGGGAACACAGUUAACAUUGGUGGUCAGAGGCCAACGCAAGCGGCUUUCCUCCCCACGGUUCCAACUGGGCAAAACCAACCUAUUUUCAGCCAGCCCAGCCCUAUAACGAUUCAGCCGGCACCCAACCUAGCUCCACAGAACCUGAACUUGAAUAACGCUCAGUUGCAGUUCCAAUCAAAUUUGGGACAAAAUCCUUUAUUCAACAACGGUGAGUCUACUCGUAUACACGAUUUCUUCGAACAGCAAUCUAAGGAAAACUUGGAAAAGCUUAAAGAGCUCCAAGAGAGACAGCGGAUCAUACAGAAGCAUCAAGAGUUCGUUCAAAAGCAACAACAGAAACAACAGGAGAAGGUGGAGAAACUUCACGAAGAAUUCGUUAGUAAGCAGGCUACGAAAACCAUUCCCACAUUCUCAACAACAGAGACUUACGAUGAUUUUUACAGAACUCAAGAUAAUAAGCGCAGGCCAAUUAUGCCACACGAAACAGAUUUGUUCAGAAAAGCCGUUGAGAUGUAUGAGAAGCAUCAUCCGACCACUACCACUUCAACAACCACUACAACUACGACGACGACUACUACUCCAGCGCCAGCACCAAGAUAUAAGCCAAGGCAAAAACCUAAGCCUAGAACCCCACCCCAAGACAGAAACAAGGCAAAAUUAUACAACGAAAUCAAGAGCCUGCUUCAAGAGAGUGAGACUAAAGGCUUUGACGACAGCUUAAGAGCAAAAAGUGUAGCGUUACUCCAGAAACCAGACAUCUUGAAACAACUCAAGGUAGCUCUAGCAGAAAACCCAGAAGAUUUCAAUGAGAAAAACUUUACAUCUCGGGAGAUUUCUCUAAAUGGCCAGAAAUUCGAAGUAAUUAGGACAACGAAUCCGAAUUUGAUACCCAAAGGAGCUAUAGUAGCUGAUGGAUCAAAUUUAUCCCAGCUCAGCAGCAACAUCGGAUCAGCAGCAUCAGCAACACCGGAACCUCACAAAGAAAGUCGAAUUUCAUUCGACGAUUUGACGAAAGGUGUUUUACCACCAGGCGCUAACUUCGAACUAAUCAAACAGUCUGAUAAUGGCAAACUUGAAGAAGUCUCUAAAAUUCCUUCUUCCAUUCAAAAUAAAAAGAAAGUAACAUUUGUAUUUCUAGAAGAGCAAGACGAUGGUUCUUUCAAAGUAAAAGGUGUCAAAGCAAACGGCCAACAGACUGAGGAAGGUCCUGAGGUAGAAAAUAUUUUGAACAAAAUAAAGAAGGGCGAGAUUCAAUUACCUGGACCCACAAAGAUAUCGAACGCAAUAUUUAGCUCGACCACUUCCAGCCCUACCACUGACGCUACGGACUACAUCGCCGAGUCGUCGCAAAAUCCCACAAGUUACUCCAGUUUCGUCACUGCUUCCAGUCACGGUACUGUCGGGCACACUAAUCCCAUAACCCAUACCACACUCGCACCUAACACUUACAGAUCGUCCGUACAGUCCAUCGCAACUUCACCAUCUCCCACGCACACUUUCUCCCCGUCAACUCGAAGCAUAACGACGACGGAAAGGUAUUCAAGCUCGCCCAACCACGAUUUCACGAUCAACAGAAUCGGUCACAGCCAAUCUACAAAAACAUCUUUCCCGAGCUCAACGUUUUCGUCGAUCAUAAGCACAACUCCUUCUUAUCGACCAACUCCUGAGGACUUAGUCGUCAUAGGAUCAAGCACGGCCGCCCCCACCAUUGAUCUAGGACACUCUCAUUCGAGUUUCGCGAGACAGUCUAACCCUGGUCUAGUAGAAAUUCUAAAAGAAAAUGGAUUAUUUGCGACAGCAAAAUAUUUGCGCCAGUCAGGGUUGGACACAAUUUUGAAUGAGACUGGUCCAUAUACGAUCUUCGCUCCGACUGACAAAGCGUUUAGGACUUUAUUGGUACAACUUGGAGGUCCUGAUAGAGCCGAGGAGAAAUUCCGGGACAAUCCUCGGUUAUUAAGUGGACUGCUACUCCACCACGUGAUUCCAGGCGCCUUUGACAUCGGGUCUCUUCAAGACGAGAUGACUGGCGUAUCUCUUGCUGGCACCCAACUGAGAGUGAAUCAAUACGACAUGCACGAUGUGGAAUGGAACGAGGUUCGAGUCACAACUAUCAAUGGCGCAAGAGUUUUAGAAGACAAGAAGGACAUUCACAUCCCGCAGGGUAUCGCGCACGCAGUGGACCGAGUAAUGUUCCCGUUGCCCGUUGGUGACCUCGUGCAGACCUUGCAGGCUGACAGAGACAGAAGAUUCACCACGUUUUUGAAGGCGAUAUACGCUAGUGGAUUCGCCGAAACUCUUGCAGAGAGCAAAACCUACACAGUAUUCGCGCCAACCGACGCGGCGUUCGCGCGACUUCAGCCCAACGAGUUGUCGCGAUACUCUGAGAAGGCCGCUGCGCGUGCGCUGGUUGCGAGACACGUGCUGCCCGGCACGCUGUAUAGUGCUGGCAUGAGAUACUACCAACUUAGGAACUCUAUGGAAGACGCGAAGCCUCUGACUCUACAGAAAAACUCUGGUCGCAUCAAAGUGAACAACGCGCAAGUGGUCACCCACAACAUCCCGGCCACCAACGGAGUCAUCCACGCAGUCGACAACAUCCUGUAGGUCAUCCACCCCAGCUCCUUUCCCGCCAAAUUAGCUUCAAUGAAGCAUAGAGACUUCAUUCCACGGCCUCUUUAGUGCUACUACACUUUUUUUUCCAACGAUUUUUUUGAACUUAGAAUGGAAUGUU